AUGGAGAUGGAAAUACAUCAAGAAAAUUCUGAUAUCAAUGGUAUACCAGGGUCAGGAUCUUGCCUAUAUGAUCUCUUCUGCACUGAAACACCAAGUUUGAAUUCUCAAAGUCAAAGAGAGCGAUGGAUGAUAUCUGGUCCACAAGAAAGAUUAGACAAUCUGAUGCGUCAAGCUGGGAACAAGUACUGCGCUGAUUGUGGAUCAUCAGAUCCAAAAUGGGUGUCUUCAAGUCUUGGAGUAUUUAUUUGCAUCAAAUGUUCUGGUAUACAUAGAAGUCUUGGAGUCCAUAUAUCUAAGGUUCUGUCACUGAAUCUAGAUGAAUGGACAGAUGAACAAGUUGAUUCAUUGGUCAACUUGGGUGGAAAUACAGUAAUCAAUAAGAAGUACGAAGCUUGCUUGCCAACUUACAUAAAAAAACCAAAACCGAGUUCAUCUAUCGACGAGCGCUCUGAUUUUAUUAGGAGAAAAUACGAGUUCCUACAAUUUUUGGAUUCUGAGGAGAAUUUGUCUUGUCCCUUUAUACCAUCCCAUGGAAGAAGUUCUUCAUCCGGUCAGAGCAGUUCCUCAAACAACAUUCCUCUACCAGAAAAAAAACGUUAUGAUAAACAAACAACUAAAAACCGUAUCGGGCUAUCGUUUCGAAACAGCUGGGGAAGAAAAGAUUCCGAGAGUAAGACUACAAAGAAGAGUACCUCAUUGGCAGGUAUGGUUGAAUUUGUUGGACUGGUAAAAGUUAAUGUGGUUAAAGGCACUAACCUAGCUAUCAGAGAUAUAGUGACUAGUGACCCGUAUGUCAUCCUUUCCCUUGGUAACCAAUCGGUGAAAACGCGUGUCAUAAAGAACAAUUUAAAUCCAGUUUGGAAUGAAAGCCUAAUGUUGUCAAUUCCUGAGAGCAUUCCUCCUCUUAGAGUGAUUGUAUAUGACAAAGAUGCAUUCAAAAAUGAUGAUUUUAUGGGGGAGGCUGAAAUAGACAUUCAACCACUAGUAUCAGCAGCAAAAGCAUAUGAGAAAUCAUCAAUCAAUGAGUCAAUGCAGCUUGGAAAAUGGGUAGCAAGUGGUGACAACACACUUGUGAAAGAUGGAAUAAUCUCACUUGAAGAAGGAAAAGUGAGACAAGAAAUCUCAUUGAGGCUACAAAAUGUUGAGAGAGGUGUGCUUGAAAUUGAACUUGAAUGUGUUCCUCUUACUCAAUAG
Molecule: messenger RNA, 1194 nt
Organism: Vicia faba (fava bean)
Lineage: Eukaryota; Viridiplantae; Streptophyta; Magnoliopsida; Fabales; Fabaceae
Source: the annotation of a GenBank genome assembly